UCAAAACCCUACAAAUGGGCCGUAAACACACUGAGUGAGAGAGAGGGGAAAUGGCGAUUCCAGGGACUGACGGCGAAGAUCUGUCUGCGUCUGCGACUGUGAUCGCAUUCGAUCCUCCGAUUCCUCUGCUGAGAGGGCCGCUCCCAGCUGGUCGUUCCGACGAUCCCUCCAUCGGGCCGUUCGUUCUCGCUUUCAGAGACGAGCGGAGUUGGAGAUCCGCAUACCAAGUCACGGAAUCCAAAAUCAUCGAGCAAUGCGAGGCUGGAGCACGAGUCGGUUGUUCCAUCAAUGCCUCCGCUAAAUGCAAGCCCCCCUGGUGGAAAGCCAUGUUCGGAGCCACUGCCAUGGACUUUUCUGAGAGAGAGCAGUGCGAGGAGCGUGAGAUGUCGGCCUGUCUUGUUGCGGCCAGAGAGUCCUGCGUUCAGUUUGCUAAAGAUAAAUGUUUGCCUGUGUUCCGAGAUGCACGGAUUGCAUUGCCCUAUCAGAAGGGGGUUGGGGGGCUGUUGUUCUGGGCCAAUCCAACUAGCAACUCCAAAUCAUCAGCUGAAGUUGCUGAGCUGGAACCAAUCACUUCAUGCCAGCUGGGUUUUGGCCAUUCAUCGAAGUGCGAUGCUGAGGAGACAAAUUACAGAGGUAGUGUUCUGUUGGAAGGCGGUAUCAGCACCGGAGCUUCUGAAGAUGAAAGUAGUUACAGUGGGAAGUUGAGGGCUUGAAGUGACAUGCAGUUAAUUGCGUGAUUGUACCAGAAUUCCACAUGCACCUUGCAGGCUUGAAAGGUAAGUUAUAAAGGAAACAAUACAGGGAAGGGGCUGUUGGGACGCAACUGUUGCAAAGGGCUUUUUCCGCAAAAGGCCUUCACCCGCAACAACGUGCUGUUGUUUCGUCGAAAACCAAUUGGAUUGGUGUUUAGGGAGACAUUGAUUUCUCACCUAAAUCGUUGGGUGGGUUUUAAAAGGCAGCUGGCAAAUGGCAAUCCAACGGGCCGUUGCAAAAACAGGGUUUUCAACUGAAAUGAGUUUUCUUCGCAAAUCCCCUGGUUUUGACUGCGUUCAAACAGCCCCUUGGCAUUGAGAUUUCUUGAGGAAUUCUGUGGAAUGCUCUACGUUUUGGAUGCCCACUUCACUUUAUCCUACUUUCGCGCUAGAAUGCUAGCACAAAUUUACAAUUCGAUACCAUAUGUAGAAAAAAGAAGGAGA
This is a messenger RNA of Magnolia sinica, 1196 nucleotides long. RefSeq lists its product as uncharacterized. NCBI's taxonomy places the organism in Eukaryota, Viridiplantae, Streptophyta, Magnoliopsida, Magnoliales, Magnoliaceae. The transcript is spliced from 2 exons. Gene Ontology annotation, cellular component: plastid. The record is from RefSeq and is a predicted model, not a curated record. The coding region runs from base 51 to 713 and encodes 220 amino acids.